UUUGACAGCCAAAAGCCAAAAUCCAGUUUUUAAUCGUAAAAAAAAUCAAAACGAGUAGAAAAUAUUGAAAUUUCCCUCAAUAUUAACAGUUUAUAUUUAUCUACCGCAGAAAAAGUUUAAUAUUCAUAAGGGUUGUGGUUAUUAUUUGCUUAUAGUAAAGUGGGUGGAUUCUUACUCGUAUGUAAUUAGGCGGAAUUUAGAAUUUGUGUCAUGACCGCACAACCGAGGGAUUUCACUGAUAAUGAAAAAUGAAGGGGGUCGAUAAUUCGCCAGCUAAUCGCGAAGGAAUGACCAGUAAACCUAUUGUAACAUGCGCUGGGGAUUGGAACUUGUUUUGCACGUUAGAAGCUCCGCUAGUGGCUGCGAUUCCGCAGGAUUCGUGUGAGUGGAGGAGGUCCUAUGGCCGGGUCACAAAGUCUGUUUACUUGGAAGCUUCGUUUAUUAAAUAUAAUCCAGAUAAAGUGCAAUCUGAGCUCAACUUAUUAAACCGCCCGAUUCUGCAUAUUUAUUGGACUGACUGUGUGGAUAUAGAAUAUUACAAGACCGCACUCAGAGAAGAUAUAGAAAUAUGGCUCAAGCAAUUAGAAAAGAAAGGCAUCACUGACUGGAUGAUAAUUCUAGUAGAAACUUAUGAUAUUAGGAAAACCAACAAGUUGCUACCCAGAACUACAGUUUUGGAUAAAAUAAAAGGGGAAUUUGCCAUAAAACAGACGGAAGAUAGGUUUUUGUCUGUAAUUAAUCCUAUUAAGUCUGAAGCGAGGAGUGCAGAGUCAUGGAGGGCACUGGUGGCGAAGAUGAGGCAUUUUGUGCUGGUGGCAUACAACAAGGCAUUGAUAAAGUUCGAAGAGCACAUGAGGGAGCAGAGAGAGAAAAGAAAUGACCCGGAGUGGGAUUUUUGUAAAUAUUUUAUUCUACAGGAACAACUAGCAUUUGUAUUAGAAAUGUUAGGUUUGUAUGAAGAAGCAUUAGUCCAAUAUGACGAAUUGGAUGCAUUGUUCUCCCAAUUUGUGCUCAAUUCCAAUGUGACGGAGGGUCCAAAAUGGCUUGACACGUUCAAGCAGCCCAUCACGUCUUGGCAGGCGGUCAGACUGACGGCUCGGGUGCCGCAGCAUCUGAGAGAGCUUAUUAUUAAGAAAAAAGCUACCCUCUUAGACUUUAGGAGCUAUUUGUUUCAACGUCAAAGUGCCAUGUUACUGCUUAUGAAUAAACCUUGUGAGAUCGCCUCCCGCUGCCUCAGCACCGUCCACAACACGUUAGUCGAGCUCUCGCUACUGGGCUGCGCGGGUGUGGACGGCGCGGCGGCCUGCUGGGCGCAGCUCGCCUGCGCGGAGACCCUGCGCGCCUGCGAGCGGCUCUCGCAGGCCAACAGGGAGGAGUGCGCCGCCAUGCAGGCGCCGCUACACGACACUGCUAAAGACAAGCUCCACGAACUAGGCAAGCUCUGCGGCCUCCUCCCAGGCUCCCCUGAACCAACAUCCGAGCAACUCCACCUGGUGGUGAUGCUGUCCGCCGGCAUGGGAGACGGCGAGCCCAACAACCAGCACCCGACGCCCACGGACCGGCUGAAGGAGGCGUUGUGCAGCAAAACGAGCUUCCAGCAGUAUUACUUGGAGCUGGCCGAGUUGGCUAUGGGGACGUAUAAACAUAUAGGACGGUUAAGAUUCGCGCGCCUCAUUGGCCGGGACCUAGCCGCGUUUUACUCGGAACUCGGCGAGACUCAGAAAGCGGUGGUUUUCCUGAUGGAUGCCCUCCGGUCUUACGAGGAGCAGGGGUGGCGAGACCUGGCCGCGCAGACCCGGCUAGAGCUGGUGGCGGCGGCUAAGAAGAUGGACGACGUCGACAGAUACACAAAGCUCUCUGCAACAAUAGCAUGCACUGCCGAAUUAGAAAUCCUAGUCAGAAACUUCUACUUCGAGGAAAUGAUGAAAUCAAUCAGAGAUCUCUCCCAAAAACCCGAACCAGUGCUAACUGAGCUCAACGAGUGCUUCAAAAUAGUCUCAGUAACGCUACUGCCGUCCAACCGUGAUAUCUAUAUCACUGACAAUAAAGUCCAAUGUCGCUUGGUCGUAGAAAGCAAUAUGCCUAAAGAUAUUACUUGUACGCGCGCAGCGAUUAGUAUAGAGGAGUUUAAAGUGGAUAAACAGAUAGAGAAAAGGACGCCGGCGAAAAGUUAUAAGACUGAGUUAAGUGUUAAUAAUAAUGUAGGAUCGCAGAAUAAUUCGCCGAGGAAGAGUGCGCCAGAGGGCGAUAACGAAUUAACUAAUUUAAUUACAAGUAUAAGACUGGACGAUUUAAAACCUAAGAAUCCUCUGCUAAACCCGUUACACAUAACCUCCCAGCUUCACUACAAAGAAGACAACUCCUUACAAAAAGCCACAGUAGAGUGCAUCAACCCUAAAGUUACUCUCAAGCGCUCAGACAGCAGCAAAUACAGAAAACCGUCCGCCACUUUAAGAAGUAACUACGAACAUUCAUUCACAUGCGAAAAUUUCACUCUAAAACCGGGCACGAAUGAGAUUACCUUAGAAUGUAUAUCGAAAACACCGGGUACAUUUAAACUCGGCCAAAUAUCUUUGCUGGUUGAAGAGAAAUUAGAGUUUUUGUCAAAUGUGCUGACGAGUUUGAAAGUGGGGUAUGAUGUGGUGACACAAGGGGUGAAUGUGUACUUGAAUAAGGUGGAGCCUAAGAAGGAUUUGGUGGCUGGGUUAGAGCAUGCUAUGGAGCUGGUUGUGACUAGUGGCAGUUCGCAUAUAGAGAACGCAACAAUACUCCUAAAAACUUCGUUGGGCCUGGUGAUCCGCCUCGCGGAUGAGGACGCUGGCACGGCGCGGGAGCUCUCCAUUCCGGUGCCGGCGAGCCAGCCGUUCGAGACCACGCGGGUGCCGCUCAGGCUGCUCGCGAACCUGCAGCCCAGGAAGGAAAAAAGCCUGGAGCAUACUGUCUGGCUCAACUGUCCCUGGUGGGAAGCGGCUAUGGAAGUGCCCCUCCACUUCUCCCCGCCCAUGGUGACGUCCUGGCGCCUCCUAACAUCGAACACGAGGAAAUUUGUACACGUCACCCUCAAGUCCACGGUCGCCCAUCUCGUGCAAUUCGAAUUGACAGACCCUAAGUUGGAGUGCGACGGCAAUACGACCGUGUCGGACAUGAAUCCGAAGAAUGCCAAAGAUAUGACGGUAGCCUCAGACGGCACAACGGCGUCCUUCAUGUGGGAGCUCCUCAAAGAUCCCCUAGUGAAGGCCGGUCCCAUGAAAGCCUUAUUCACCGUGCAAUACCGCCCUGUUGACGUGGACGGGCCUGCUAGAAUGUUCACGUGCCCGUUCGACGUACAGGACUGUACGACCCUGUUCGUUAUUAGGACUAAGCUGGAGCCGAGCAAGGGGUCGGACUUCUGUAGGGCGUCGCAGGUGUGCUGCCUGCAGCUUAGUGUGCAAAGGGUCAACGAAACGGAAUACACAUCUCUCAUGUACGAGGUUUUAGCUGAUCAGACUAUGUGGGCUGUAUUAGGAAGAACUGCAGGCGUGAUAUCAUUGGAGACGAGUGCGGAGGCGAGCGUGACGUUGGAUGUGAUGCCGCUAGUCGCCGGCUACCUGCCGCUGCCCGCUGUGCGGCUCUCUAAAUACAUCGCACAGAACACCAAAGAUCCGAAAAAAGACAUAACAGCGCACCCUCGCCUCGAGCCCUUCAGUCCCGGACAAGUGUACCACGCGGGCAAGGCCAAGCAAGUGCACGUGCUGCCCUCUAUGCCUAAGGAACAUCUCGAACCAGCCGUCUGAACUCCUG
This is a messenger RNA of Cydia amplana, 3780 nucleotides long. It is a transcript of the gene SIDL, whose product is annotated as trafficking protein particle complex subunit 10. The record is from RefSeq and is a predicted model, not a curated record. Gene Ontology annotation, biological process: intra-Golgi vesicle-mediated transport; early endosome to Golgi transport. The transcript has 15 exons. Gene Ontology annotation, cellular component: TRAPPII protein complex. Lineage: Eukaryota; Metazoa; Arthropoda; Insecta; Lepidoptera; Tortricidae. The coding region runs from base 249 to 3773 and encodes 1174 amino acids.